This is a messenger RNA of Dreissena polymorpha, 969 nucleotides long. RefSeq lists its product as uncharacterized. The coding region runs from base 1 to 969 and encodes 322 amino acids. Lineage: Eukaryota; Metazoa; Mollusca; Bivalvia; Myida; Dreissenidae. The record is from RefSeq and is a predicted model, not a curated record. Gene Ontology annotation, molecular function: zinc ion binding; nucleic acid binding. The transcript has a single exon.
AUGCCAUGUGGUAUAGGUCAGUAUCAACGGCACGGAUACAGAACAGUGAACCCAGAGCAUGUGAAGAUAUCCCCAUUCACAGAAAAGGAAGUUUGGCAGGUUUGGAUAUCGAGGUUUGAGGCAAUAGGUAUGCGUUACGGAUGGGAUGAUGACACAAGAAUAGACCAGCUAUUACCUCGGUUGGAAGGUCAAGCAGCACAAUUUGUCUUCACUCAACUCCCUCAAGAUGUGAUGCACAAUUAUAAUAUACUGAUUGGUGAGCUAAAUAGCCGCUUCAGAGUCAUCGAAACAGCGAAGUCAUUUGCUUCAAAGUUUGCACACAGGUAUCAACGGCAAGGGGAGUCAGUUGAAGAAUAUGCUGCCAAUAUGCGAGAAUUAUAUGACAGGGCACAUGCACGUCGGGAUAAAAAGACCAGGGAUAAAGAUCUUGUGCGAAGAUUUUUAGAUGGGUUACGUGACGAGGAGGCACGGUUUGAAAUUGAAUUUCACAAGGAUCCAUCGACUCUUGACGAGGCCGUGUACUAUGCCGUUACAUUAAGCGAAGUGAGAAAGUCUCAAGACUCAGAACGCCGCAGGACGUUUGCUCGGGUAGUGCGAGAAGAUCAGUUCUCUCAACGGGGCUCAUCUAAAACACAUACCGAAACAGUCAUGAAGGACAAAAGGCACUUCAACAGAGUUGCGCAAAAUACAAAUAAACAUGUUGAUCAAACUGAGCUCUUAAACGAAAUACUAAAGCGCGUCGAUAAUUUGGAGCAUAAACAACCUGCUUAUAAUAAGGGGCAUCAGCUGAAGAAGGCUGGUGUUGAAUGUUUUAGCUGUCACAAGCUUGGACAUUUUGCGCGUGAAUGUCCGGAGAAGGAUGACAACAAAAUAGAACAAAAGGCAAGUACUCAAGAAACACACAGGCAGGAACCUUUAAACUUCAAGGGACCAGCCCUGUUGGCCAAGGGGAGGUCCAAAAACAUGUAG